UUUUCCACUUUGUUUAUCUACAAUCCUCUCUCAACUCGAUCAUUUCUCUAACUCUCUCUCUCUCUCGCUCUCUCUCACUAUAAACUACUUCUGUCUUUCUUUCUCUCUCUGCAGAAACUUUUAAUUAGCUUUGAAGAAGAGUAUACAUAUAUAUAUACAUAUACAUAUACAUAUAUAUACCAAAGGAAGAAAACUAUAGAAAUAGUAGUGGAUAUCUUUGUUUUGAGAGGGUAUUUUUGAAAAGAAUCAAAUUAAAUUAAAGAUGGGAAGACAACCGUGCUGUGACAAAGUGGGGUUGAAGAAAGGGCCAUGGACAGCCGAAGAGGACAAGAAACUGAUCAACUUCAUACUCUCCAAUGGCCAAUGCUGCUGGAGAGCUGUACCUAAGCUCGCAGGAUUACUAAGGUGUGGAAAAAGUUGUAGGCUGAGAUGGACCAAUUAUCUUCGCCCAGAUUUGAAGAGAGGCCUUUUAUCUGAUUAUGAAGAGCAAUUGGUCAUUGAUCUUCAUGCCCAACUAGGCAAUCGAUGGUCUAAGAUUGCGUCUCAUCUCCCGGGAAGAACAGACAACGAGAUCAAAAACCACUGGAAUACCCACAUCAAGAAGAAGUUGAAGAAAAUGGGGAUUGAUCCUCUCACCCACCAACCACUUUCUACGGUCACAGACCAAUCCCAUAUAACCCAACCUGAUGAUGAACAGCAACCUCACCAAAAGCAAGAUGAUCAUACUAAUCCCGAAGUUAGUAACGACGAUCACCAGAGCCAGCCCGAAACGACGUCGUCUUCGUUUCAGUCGUCUUCAGUGACGGAACCUAAAGAUGAUCAGUUGGCUGAGAACAGCCGGACGAGCACAUUAUUCGUGGUUGACGAAGACGAAAUGCAGCUCAUCAAUAACGGCUUUUGCACAGACGAAGUGCCACUGAUGGAGCCUCACGAGAUUAAUGUAGUAUCUUCUUCUUCCGCCGCCACAACGACGUCGUAUUCUUCGUCGUCAUCUUCUUCUUCGUCGACGACGUCUUCGUCUUCGUCUAACUUCCUGGAAGACUUACAGCUCAUGCCGGACUUUGAAUGGCCACCGUCUGAUUACGGCAACAAUAUUAAUGGAGGCAGUACUACUACUACUAGCUCGGCGAUGACAGGAUUCUGGGACGAUCAGGCCGAUUAUUUCAACAGUUGGGAUUUGUUGAUCGAUGAUGAUGUUGACAGAAAGCAGAUCCUUGAUCCUUCUCUCACUCAGGGCCCCGAAACUGUUUUGGAUCACGAAUAUUGGCCCUUUUAACUUUUGUGAAAAUAAAAUAUAUUUCCUUUUUUAUUUUCCCUCUUUUGUAAUUGGGGAUUUGUUUGUAAUUUCCCUAUUAGGUUUUUUCAGAGAGAAUAAAUUAAGAACUUGGGUAAAACCAUAUGUUUAUCAGCAUUAGUAACUAUUGAGACACUUUUUUUU
Humulus lupulus (European hop) is the source of this 1438-nucleotide messenger RNA. RefSeq names its product transcription factor MYB20-like. The transcript is spliced from 3 exons. Lineage: Eukaryota; Viridiplantae; Streptophyta; Magnoliopsida; Rosales; Cannabaceae. Bases 263 to 1276 code for a protein of 337 amino acids. The record is from RefSeq and is a predicted model, not a curated record.